UUGUCUUGAAAUAAUGAAGACCUUUUUCCUAAUAAUAACAGUGUCAUUGAUGGCCAGGUUAAGCAGUGUUGUUGUCCAUGGUUCUGGCAACGGCGAAUGGUCUGAUGCCCACGCAACAUUCUACGGAGGCGCUGAUGCAUCUGGUACAAUGGGUGGAGCUUGUGGCUAUGGAGAUCUAUACAGCCAAGGUUAUGGCGAAAACAACGCUGCAUUGAGCACUGCACUCUUUAAUGAUGGACUGAGCUGCGGAGCAUGCUUCGAGAUCAAAUGUGUUAACGAUGGUGAGGAGUGCUUUCCAGGUUCCAUUAUUGUUACUGCAACAAAUCUAUGCCCUCAAAACAAGUCUCUGCCUAACAAUGCUGGAGGAUGGUGCAACUCUCCCUUGAAACACUUUGAUCUCUCCCAGCCAAUUUUCCAGCAUAUUGCUCAGUAUAGAGCUGGAAUAGUCCCUGUUAAAUACAGAAGAGUUCCUUGCAAGAAGAGAGGGGGAAUAAAAUUCAGUAUAACAGGACAUUCCUACUACAACCUUGUACUGAUUUCCAACGUGGGAGGAGCAGGGGAUGUUGUGUCUGUCUCUAUCAAAGGAUCCAACACUAGCUGGUUACCGAUGUCUCACAAUUGGGGCCAAAACUGGCAAAGUAAGGCGUACCUCGAUGGACAAGCAUUGUCUUUCAAGGUCACAACCAGCGACCAACGCACUCUUGUCUGAAAACAAUGUAACACCUCCGGGCUGGUCUUUUGGUAAGACCUACACCGGGGGACAAUUCUCCGGUCACGACUCCUCCACUUCCAACUCUUCCCG
Messenger RNA from Ipomoea nil (Japanese morning glory), 802 nucleotides. RefSeq names its product expansin-A1-like. The record is from RefSeq and is a predicted model, not a curated record. Gene Ontology annotation, cellular component: extracellular region. The transcript has 3 exons. Bases 14 to 709 code for a protein of 231 amino acids. Lineage: Eukaryota; Viridiplantae; Streptophyta; Magnoliopsida; Solanales; Convolvulaceae. Gene Ontology annotation, biological process: plant-type cell wall organization.